AGACCCCACCACCGUUUUCUUCAUUUUUUUCACACACAACACACACUCGGCCUCCUCCAAUUCCUCCCCGCGUUUCGCGUAAUCGCCAAGGAGAAUCGAUUGAUUACCAAACCAGAUCGAAUACUCGCCCAUGGCGCUUUUCCGCCGGCGAUCGUCGCUUUAUGCUGGAAUAAUCUCCUGAAAACCGUCGCCUCAAACGAUCAGCAGCUUGAUAUUUCACCAUGUUUGAAGCACAUGUCUUGCAUUUGCUUCGGAGAUACUUGGGUGAGUAUGUCCAUGGGUUGUCUUCUGAGGCCUUGAGAAUCAGUGUUUGGAAAGGUGAUGUGGUUCUUAAGGAUUUGAAACUGAAAUCAGAAGCAUUAAACGCAUUGAAGCUUCCGGUGACUGUCAAAGCUGGUUUUCUUGGUACUAUAACCUUAAAGGUACCUUGGAAAAGUCUUGGCAAGGAGCCAGUUAUUGUUCUCAUAGAUCAAGUGUUCAUUCUUGCAAAUCCCGCAUCUGAUGGAAGGUUUCUGAAGGAAGAAGAUCGCGAAAGGCUAUUUGAGGCUAAACUGCAGCAAAUUGAUGAAGCAGAAUCAGCAACUCUUGAAGCAUUAUCAAGAUCGAAGCCUGGAAAUUCAGCUGCUGGAAAUUCUUGGCUGGGUUCACUAAUAUCUACAAUUAUUGGAAACCUUAAAAUCUCUAUAAGCAACGUUCACAUUAGAUAUGAGGACUCUGUGAGCAACCCAGGACAUCCAUUCUCUUGUGGCUUCACCCUUGCAAAGCUUGCUGCUUUUACAAUGGAUGAGCAUGGCAAUGAAACCUUUGAUACAAGUGGUGCUUUAGAUAAAUUACGCAAGUCAUUGCAACUCGAAAGGCUUGCUGUGUACCAUGAUACCAAUCGUGAUCCCUGGAAGUUGAACAAGAGAUGGGAGGAUCUUAGCCCUAAGGAAUGGGUUGAGGUUUUCCAAGAUGGCAUUAACGAAUCUUCUAAGAGCCGGGAUCCAGCAUCAUCUUGGGCCCAGGAACGAAACUAUUUAGUUUCACCUAUUAAUGGAGCUCUUAAGUACCAUCGUUUAGGUAACAAGGAUAGAGAAGAUUCAAAUGUUCCAUAUGAAAAGGCCUCACUUGUCAUUGCCGAUGUCUCUUUGACAAUUACAGAGGCUCAGUAUCAUGAUUGGAUUAAACUUAUGGAGGCCAUAUCUGCAUAUAGAACACAUGUAGAUAUAUCUCAUUUAAGGCCCAUGGUGCCAGUUAAAGGUAGUGCGGCAUUGUGGUGGCGUUAUGCUGCUCAAGCUGGGUUGCAGCAGAAGAUGAUGGGUUAUCGAUUUUCAUGGAAGCAAAUCAAGCAUCUAUGCCAUCUUCGUAGACAAUAUGUGCAACUCUAUGCUGAUUCGUUGCAAGGAUCAGAUAUAGAUACAGAUGAACAAAAAGAAAUUGAAAAAGACCUUGAUGCUAAAGUUAUUCUGUUGUGGAGGUUUCUUGCCCAUGCAAAGGUUGAGUCAGUAAAAUCAAAGGAAGCUGCUGAACAGCAAAUGCUUAAGAAAAAAGGCUGGUUUCCGGUAAGAUGGCGAAGCACUUCAGUUGAUGACCCUGCUAGUGAAAAUUCAAGUUUAUCUGGGUCAGUGGAAGAAAAAUUGACUAAAGAAGAAUGGGAAGCAGUCAAUAAAUUGCUAAGUUUUCAACCAGAUGAGGAUUUGGCUCAGACAGGGAAGGAUGUGCGAAAUAUGAUACACUACAUGAUUAUUGUAUCUAUCAGUAAAGCAGCGGCUAGGAUAGUCAACAUUGAUAACACUGAGAUUGUUUGUGGUAGAUUUGAAAAUUUGAAUGUGUGUACGAAGUUGAAACAAAAGAGCAUACAUUGUGAUGUGACAUUGCAAUACUAUGGUUUCUCUUCACCCGAAGGAACCCUUGUGCAGAGUGUCUCCAGUGAGCGGAAGGUGAAUGCUUUGCAAGCUACUUUUGUGCAUGCUCCAGAAGGAGAAAAUGUAGAUUGGAGGCUUUCCGCAACAAUAUCUCCAUGUCAUGUCACGGUGAUCAUAGAAAGCUUUGAACGCUUUUUACAUUUUAUGAAGAGGAGCACUGCUGUUAGUCCAUCUGUUGCAUUGGAAACUGCAACUGCCCUGCAGUAUAAAAUUGAAGAAGUAACUCGGAAAGCUCAGGAACAAUUUCAGAUGGUUUUAGAAGAGCAGAGCAGAUUUGCUCUUGACAUUGAUCUUGAUGCUCCCAAAGUUAUCGUUCCUAUAAACUCUCGUGGAUCUAAUGCAAUUGACACCCAUCUUCUGUUAGAUUUGGGGCAUUUCACAUUAAAAACCAAGGAGGACGGCCAGCUCCAUGACCACAGCGAUAAUCUAUUUUCUCGUUUUUAUAUAUCUGGAAGGGAUAUUGCAGCUUUUUUUGCAGAUUGUGGUUCCAGUACUCAGCCUUUUGACUGGGGAUCCCGACCUUCAUUUCCUUCCUCUUCACAAGAUGCUGACAAAUUUUAUUCUCUUAUUGAUAGGUGUGGAAUUGCUGUCAUUGUUGACCAGAUAAAGGUGCCUAGACCCAAUCAUCCAUCAACACGUAUAUCUGUUCAAAUCCCAAGCCUUGGCCUACACUUCUCGCCAAAACGAUAUUUCAGGCUCAAUGAAUUAUUGAAUUUACUCAAUGGUGCAAUGCAUAGUGAUGAGCAGCACAGAGUAGAACAUCUACAAACUGGUCAUGUGCCUUGGAGUCCACUAGAUCUGGCAACUGAGGCGAGAAUUCUAGUUUGGAGGGGAAUUGGCUAUUCAGUUGCUUCCUGGCAACCUUGUUAUAUUGUCUUAUCUGGAUUACACCUUUAUGUUUUAGAAUCUGAAAGUUCCCAAAGCUAUCAACGGUGUACAAGCAUGGCUGGUAAACAAGUAUGUGAUGUUCCUCCUACAAAUGUUGGUGGUUCACUUUUUUGUAUUGCUGUGAGCAGUAGAGGCAUGGAUAUCCAAAAGGCUCUGGAGUCUUCUGGUGCCCUGAUAAUAGAGUUCCCUAAUGAAGAGGAAAAAUCAACUUGGUUGAGAGAACUUGUGCAAAGCACCUAUCGAGCAUCUGCUAUUCUCGAUGGCCUAAGGGAUGGACUGGUUGAUUUUGCUGAAUCUCGGGCCAGUAGUGAUAAAGCAGCUGAUCUUGUCCUCAAUGGAUCUGUGGUAGAAACUAAACUGUCAGUAUAUGGAAAGUUUGGAGAAGAGGAGUAUGAGAGAGUACAAGAAAAACUCAUUCUCGAACUUCUUGCUGGUGGAGGAAAGGUGCAUGUCUCAAUUUGUGCAAGUGAUUUGACGUUGAAAGUGAAGCUGAAUUCGUUGAAGAUUAUGGAUGAACUUCAGAGUUCUCUAUAUGGACAUUCUCAGUAUUUCGCUUGUUCAGUUAACAUUCAUCAGCAUCCAAGUAGCAACCCUAAUUUAGAACAACUGGGGAAGGACAUGCUUGCAGCUGGAGUUGAGGAGGAUGAUAUCCUCAAUGAUGCAGAUGACGACUUCAAUGAUGCACUGUCCGAUUUUAUGAUUUCACAUGACAAUGUUGACACUAUUGUCCAUGAGAUGGAUUCGCCUAGUUUAAACUUUGUUGCAAACGAUGUUUUCUAUGAGGCCUUGGGCUCUGAUGAUUCUGAUUUUGUAUCUGUCACAUUCUUGAGAAGGAGCCCUGGUUCCCCUGAUUAUGAUGGUGUAGAUACACAGAUGAGUGUUGAAAUGGCAAAGCUGGAAUUUUAUUGCAACCGACCCACUCUUGUUUCUUUAAUGGACUUUGGUGUUGAUAUGAGCUCCAUAAAUAGUGGAGCAAGUACUGCAGACAUAAAAAAUCCGUCAGAUGAUCCUUUGGGGGAGAAAGAUAAGGGAGAAGAAUAUGAGCAUGCACCAUCCAUUAAGGGACUACUGGGUUAUGGAAAAGGUCGGGUUGUUUUCCAUUUGAACAUGAAUGUUGAUAGUGUCACUAUGUUUCUCAAUAAGGAGGAUGGUUCUCAACUGGCUAUGUUCGUGCAAGAAAAUUUCCUUCUGGAUUUUAAGGUUCAUCCAAGUUCGCUUUCUAUUGAGGGUACUUUAGGAAACUUGAGGGUUUGUGACCUAUCACUUGGGCCUGAUCACUGGUGGGGUUGGCUUUGUGAUUUGCGCAACCAGGAAGCUGAAUCCCUUGUACAGUUUAGCUUCACUUCUUUCACUGUUGGAGAUGAUGAUUAUGAAGGAUAUGACUUCAGUUUGAGUGGCCGGAUCUCUGCUGUUCGUAUUGUUUUUCUUUACAGAUUCGUCCAGGAGAUAACGGCUUACUUAAUGGAACUUGCCCCUCCUCGACCUGAAGAAGCAAUAAAACUUGUUGACAAAGUCGCAGGAAUCGAGUGGCUGAUUCAGAAAUAUGAGGUUGAUGGAGCAGCUGCCAUAAAGUUCAACCUUUUGUUGGAUAAUCCAAUUAUUUUAGUUCCACGAAAUUCACUGACCAGAGAUUUCAUCCAACUAGAUCUUGGCCUUCUGCGGAUAAAAAAUACGGCCACAUGGCAUGGAUGUCCUGAGAAAGAUCCUUCUGCUGUCCAUCUUGAUGUUCUUGAUGCAGAGGUUUUGGGAAUAAAUAUGGCUGUUGGAAUUGAUGGUUCUAUUGGAAAACAAAUGAUAAGAGAAGGAAGAGAAGUUCACCUUUUUGUUAGGCGCAGUUUAAGAGAUGUCUUUCGCAAAGUUCCGACAUUUGGUUUGGAAGUUAAAGUUGGUUCAUUGCAUGCUGUGAUGUCUGAUAAAGAAUAUACUGUCAUUCUUAAUUGUGCCCUCAUGAACAUGAGUGAACAACCAAAUCUUCCUCCUGGUUUCCGCAACAGCAAUUCUUCUGCGAAGGACACAAUAAAAUUGCUGGCUGAUAAGGUGAACAUGAAUAGCCAGGUCCUUUUGUCAAGAACUGUGACCGUAAUGACUGUUGAAAUGGACUAUUUGCUACUAGAGCUGUGCUAUGGGGUUGACAAGGAAUCGCCUUUGGCUCAUGUCAUUCUUGAAGGUCUAUGGGUAUCAUACAGGAUGACAUCCUUAUCAGAAGCAGACCUAUAUGUUACAUUACCUAGGUUUUCAAUUUUAGAUAUCCGCCCCAACACGAAGGCUGAAAUGAGAUUGAUGCUUGGUUCGUGCUCUGAUGUCACAAAGCAGAUGUCUCCUGAACAAAAUGUUGAUUUACCAAAUUCAACAAUGUUCUUAAUGGAUGGAAGAUGGCGAGUCUCAUCUCAAUCAUUUGUAGUUCGUGUGCAGCAGCCUCGUGUUCUUGUUGUUCCAGAUUUUCUUCUGGCCGUUUGUGAGUUUUUCGUGCCAGCAUUGGGCACCAUUACGGGCAGGGAUGAAAUGAUGGAUCCCAAGAAUGAUCCAAUUUCUAAGAAGAACAACAUAGUGCUUUCUGCUCCUUUGUAUAAACAAACUGAAGAUGUAGUGCAGCUAUCCCCAAGUCGACAACUUGUAGUAGAUUCUGUCGGGAUUGAUGAGUACACAUAUGAUGGCUGUGGUAAGACAAUACGCCUUGCUAGUGGGAAAGAAGAGAGUGAGUCACAAUUUUUCAUACAUCGGCCUAUUAUUAUCAUUGGGCGGGGAAAGCAUUUAAAGUUCACCAAUGUGAAAUUUGAGAAUGGCUUGCUUUUGGGGAGGUAUACAUACAUGGGCAAUGAUAGCUCCUACUCAGUUUCUGCAGAAGAUGAGGUUGACAUUUCUUAUCUGGAUGAUAACUCUCUGGAUAAAAACCGUCAAGACUCAAGUAACUUGGAAGAAUCGUCACAAAUCUCCCACACUUCAGGGACAAUUCAAUCUGAAUCUAGUGCAAUGCCUAGUCUAAGUUUUGAAGCACAGGUUGUUUCUCCGGAAUUCACCUUCUAUGACAGCAGUAAGUCAUUCCUCGAUGAUUCUUCACAUGGUGAAAAGCUUCUUCGUGCAAAAACUGAUGUUAGUUUCAUGUUUGCAUCAAAAGAAGAUGAUAAAUGGAUAAGAUGCGUAGUGAAGGAUUUGACUGUAGAGGCUGGUUCCGGGCUUGUUGUACUUGAUCCCGUUGAUGUGUCUGCGGGAUAUACUUCAGUGAAAGAUAAAAUUAACACAUCGAUUGCGUGCACAGACAUAUAUGUCCAUCUUUCUUUGGGCGUUAUUUCCCUUUUACUUAAUCUUCAAAAUCAAGCAUCUGCAGCACUGCAAUUCGGGAACACCGAUCCCCUCGCCCCUUGUACAAAUUUCGACCGAAUAUGGUCGUCCCCAACAGACAAUGGCUGUCUCAGCAACCUGACAUUUUGGAGGCCUAGAGCUCCAUCAAACUAUGUUAUUUUGGGAGAUUGUGUCACAUCACGGCCAAGUCCUCCUUCACAGUCGGUUCUGGCUGUGAGUAAUGCAUAUGACCGUGUAAGGAAGCCCCUUGGUUUUAAGCUCGUUGCUUCAUUUUCAAGCAUUCAAGGCCAACAGACUGGUGAAGUCCCCUCAGACAUUGACAAUGACUGCUCUCUUUGGCUACCUAUUUCACCUCCUGGUUACUUGGCAUUGGGAUGUGUUGCACAUGUUGGAAGUCAACCACCUCCAAAUCACAUUGUUCACUGUGUUCGUUCUGAUCUAGUUACGUCAACAACAGCUUUUGAAUGUUUACUCAAUUCUCCUGCCAAUCAUAUAUUUGAAUCUGGAUUUAGCAUAUGGCGACUAGACAACUGUCUUGGAUCAUUUUAUUCCCAUCCAUCCACUGUUUGCCCUUCAAAAGACUUUUGCUUUGAUCUGAAUUAUCUUCUCUUGUGUAACUCUAGCCAGCGGCAAUCUUCAUCAAAUGAAUCUCUCUUGGAUUUUAAUAGUAAAAAAGAAUCAAGCCACCAGUCGAGUAACCAUAGUGAAACUUCAUCUGGCUGGGAUGUUAUAAGAUCUGUUUCUAAACCAAGUGCAUGUUAUAUAUCAACACCAAACUUUGAGCGAAUCUGGUGGGAUAGGGGUGGCGACAUUCGUCGACCAUUCUCCAUAUGGAGACCUGUUCCUCGUCCUGGAUAUACCAUGCUGGGUGACUGCAUAACUGAAGGCUUGGAACCUCCUCCACUUGGCAUCAUUUUCAAAGUUGGUGACCCUGACAUUUCUGCAAAGCCCUUACAUUUUACAAAAGUUGCUUAUAUUGGGAAGAGAGGCCCAGAGGAAGUUUUCAUCUGGUACCCUGUUGCUCCUGCUGGUUAUGUUUCUGUUGGAUGUUUAGUAACGCUACAUGAUGAAGCACCCUCUCUGGAAUCUGUUUGUUGCCCAAUAAUUGAUUUGGUUAGUCAAGCUAACAUACCUGAGGCGCCUCUAUCAAAAUCGUCAAGUUCGAAAGCACCUAAUUGCUGGAGUAUUUGGAAAGUUGAGAAUCAUGCCUGCACAUUUCUUGCUCGUGCUGACUUUAAAAAACCAAAUACCACAUUAGCUUUUGCUAUUGGUGAUCAAAUACAGCCAAAGAUAAGGGAUAAUGUGAACGCUGAGAUGAAAAUAAGAUACUUUUCCCUCACUAUUCUGGACAGCUUCUGUGGAAUGAUGACUCCUUUGUUUGACGCCACAAUCACCAACAUCAGGCUAGUAAUUCAAGGUGGUCUUGAUGCAAUGAGUGCAUGCCUGGUUUCUAAUCUUGCCGCAUCAACAUUCAAUGUCCAUUUAGAGGCAUGGGAGCCAUUUGUUGAGCCAUUUGAAGGAAUAUUCAAGCUCGAAACAUGUGAAACCAAUCUUAUCCAACCAAUAAGAAUAGCCAAAAAAUUGCGAGUUUCAGCAGCCAGUAUACUGAAUGUGAAUCUUAGUGCUGCCAAUGUCGAUACCUUAGCACAAGCCACUGCUUCAUGGCGAAAGCAAAGGGAGUUCGAGGAGAAAGCAAUGAGAUUGUAUGAGGAAGCUGCUGGUCCUGAUGAAUCUGUCAAAAAAUCAUCCCAGUUGGCUUUGGAUGAAGAUGAUUUUCAGACCGUGACAGUGGAAAAUAAACUUGGUUGUAAUGUAUAUCUGAAAAAGGUGGAGGAUGAUUCUGAUACAAUUAAUUUAUUGCCUGACAAUGAUCAUGCCACUUUGUGGAUACCGCCUCCAAGAUAUUCCGACAGAUUAAAUGUUUCGGAUGAAUCAAGGGAACCUCAGUGCUAUGUUGGAAUUCAAAUAGUUGAAGCAAAGGGUUUACCCCUUGUUGAUGAUGGAAAUAGUCAUCAAUAUUUCUGCGCUUUGCGCUUACUCGUGGAGAAUCAGGAAGCUAACUCGCAAAAGGUUUUUCCUCAAAGUGCGAGAACAAAGUGUGUUAAACCAGUAACUGAUAAAGUAAAUGAUUUUGAUGAAGGCACAGCUAAGUGGAAUGAACUCUUCCUCUUUGAAUUUCCUAGAAAGGGAGUGGCUAUGCUGGAGGUGGAAGUGACGAACCUUGCUGCCAAAGCCGGUAAAGGAGAGGUGGUGGGUGCAUGUUUAAUUUCUGUUGGACAAAGUAUGGGCAUGCUGAAAAAGGUUGCUUCUGUUAAAAUGCUCCAUCAAACACCUGAUGUUCAGAGUAUUACAUCAUAUCCACUACGAAAAAAGGGCCACAAUUUCGGGGAAUUGCAUUCUGGUUCCAACCUUUUGGUUUCCACUUCUUUCAUUGAGAAGAGCAUGGUUGCUGAUUUUGACAAUAAACAGGGAGAUACAAACGGACUAGACAGAGAUAUGGGUUUCUGGGUUGCACUUGGCCCAGAAGGUCCAUGGGAUGGCUUUCGUUCAUCACUUCCUCUAUCAGUGAUUACCAGGAAACUAAAAGAUGAUUUUGUGGCUUUAGAGGUCUCUAUGAAAAAUGGGAAGAAGCAUGCUGUUUUCAGGGGUCUUGCUAUUGUGACAAAUGAUGCAGAUAUCACACUGAAUAUUUCAACAUGCCAUGCGUCAGUGAUUUAUGAUUCUUCUAGAACUAACCGGAGCAACGUUCUCGUUGAAGAAAUUUUUGAAAACCAGCAAUGUCAAGCAUCUGGUUGGGGUAAUGAUGGUGACAGUUGUCCAUUGCGUUGGAGUACUAGGGAUUUCUCAUUCUCAUCAAAAGAGUUCUUUGAACCUCCUCUUCCCCCUGGGUGGAAAUGGGCAUCAACAUGGUCUGUCGACAAAUCCCAAUUUGUUGAUACAGAUGGUUGGGCUUAUGGGCCUGAUUAUCAGACUUUAAAAUGGCCUCCAAGUUCUCCGAAGUCGGGGACAAAAAAAGCCUUUGAUGCUGUUCGUCGAAGAAGAUGGACCCGUACAAGGCAAGAGGUUGAUGAACGGGCCAUGAAAAACCAAAAUUUUCUUGAUAUUACCAUAUGUCCAGGUGACUCUGCAGUUUUACCAUGGAGAAGCACGUCCAAAGAUUCGAACCAGUGUCUACAAAUUCGUCCAUCCACUGAUCAUUCUGAAAUUUCCUAUGCUUGGGGCCGUCCAGUAUCACUUGAGAAGGAUUCAUCAUCAGUCGAUCAUGCUUCACUUUCUCGUCAAAGUACCAUGAAGUCUGCAAAUAAGACCCAAACUUCUCCACUAAGGCUGGAUCAUUUAGAGAAGAAGGAUCUUCUUUGGUGUUGCCCAGGGUCUAAUGGUGGAUUAUUUUGGCUCUCUGUUGGCGCAGAUGCAUCAGUUCUACAGUCAGAUCUUAAUACUCCUGUUUAUGAUUGGAGAGUAUCAGCCAGUGCUCCAUUAAGGUUGGAGAACAGACUUCCUUGUUCUGCAGAAUUCAAAAUAUGGGAAAGACUAAAAGAUGGUAAAAAUAUAGAAAGACAGGUUGGUUCUGUAUCAUCACGAGGAACUGUACAGAUAUACUCUGCUGACAUACGGAACCAAAUAUAUAUAAUGUUAACUCUUCAGUGUGGCUGGGUUAUGGAAAAGGACCCUGUUCUUAUUUUUGAUAUGGCAACUGCUACUCAUGUUUCAUCAUUUUGGAUGCUUCACCAGCAGAGAAAAAGGAGGUUACGGGUCAGCGUUGAGCGUGACUUGGGGGGGAGUACGACUGCCCCUAAAACAAUAAGGUUUUUUGUUCCCUAUUGGAUAAGUAAUGAUUCCUCCCUCCCUCUAACAUAUAGAGUGGUGGAAACUGAACCAAUUGAAACUGGGGAGAAGGACUUUUUUUUGGGCACCAAAUCUUUUAAAAGAUCUUCAUCGAGAUAUGCUUCAACCUCAAUGAGUGGGGGACAUGUUGAUAUGAAGAGAAAUAUCCAAGUAUUGGAGGCUAUUGAAGAUACCAGUCCAAUACCAAGUAUGCUUUCUCCACAAGACUAUGUUGGUCGUGGUGGUGUUAUGUUGUUUUCAACACGAAAUGAUAUGUAUUUGUCCCCAAGGGUGGGCAUAGCCGUUGCGCUUCGAAAUUCUGUCAAUUUCAGUCCUGGGGUAUCACUUCUUGAACUGGAGAAAAAGCAAAGAGUUGAUGUGAGGGCACUCGGUUCUGACGGAACUUACUACAAGCUUUCAGCUGCUCUGCAGAUGACAUCAGACAGAACAAAGGUGGUACAUUUUCAGCCACAUACAAUGUUCAUGAACAGAGUUGGGUGUAGUGUAUGUGUGCAACAAUGCGAUACUGAGUUACUGGAAUGGCUUGAUCCUACUGGACCUCCCAAACAUUUUGGAUGGCAGUCUGAAGUGCCUGAACUGAUUAAGCUGCGAAUGGAAGGGUACCAGUGGAGUGCACCAUUCACUGUUGGAUCUGAAGGUCUUAUGUCUAUAUGGUUGAGAAGUGAACAAGGAAGUGAACACAUGGCUCUUUCAGUUGAAGUAAGAGGUGGGGCAAAGACGUGCCGCUAUGAAGUUAUACUGCGUCGCUGCUCUUUCUCAAGUCCUUACAGGAUCGAAAACCACUCUUUCUUUCUACCAAUACAAUUCCGUCAGGUCAAUGGUUCCAGCGACUCUUGGAGAUCUUUACUUCCUAAUGCUUCUGCUUCUUUUUCAUGGGAAGAUCUUGGUAGAGAACGAUGUUUAGAACUACUGGUAGAUGGAGAUGAUCCCUUGUCAUCACAGAAGUACAACAUUGAUGAGAUCAAAGAUCAUCAGCCCAUCCCAGUUGCUGGAGGACCUAGGAGAAAUCUAAGAGUAACCAUCAUCAGGGAAGAGAAGGUAAAUGUGGUCAAAAUCAGUGACUGGAUGCCUGAAAAUGAAACACCAGUUCCUCUUAACCGGAGUGCUUCAUCGGUACAACAAAUAUGUGAAAGUAACUAUCAGCUUGAGCCACCACCGUUGGUCUCAGAGAGUGAAUUUCAUUUCAGUCUUGAUGUUGGUGAGCUUGGGUUGUCCAUUGUUGACCAUACACCUGAAGAGAUAUUAUAUCUGUCGCUCAAAACGUUUGUGCUGUCAUAUGCCACUGGACUAGGCUCGGGUAUAAGUCGGUUAAAAAUGAGAAUGGGGGGUAUUCAGAUAGAUAAUCACCUGCCUUUGACUCCAAUGCCAGUUCUCUUUCGCACACAAAGAGUAGCGGAAGACUCUGAAUAUACUUUGAAGAUUUCAAUAACCCAACAAUCUAGUGGAUCCUUAGAUUUGUGCAUAUAUCCGUAUAUAGGUUUUCAGGGUCCGGAAAAUACAGCCUUUCUGGUCAAUAUUCAUGAGCCAAUUAUCUGGCGCCUUCAUGGGCUGAUCCAGCAAGCUAAUAUAUCCAGAAUCUUUGAUUCUGAGACCAGUUCUGUUUCAGUUGAUCCCAUCAUUCAAAUUGGUGUCCUGAACAUGUCCGAAGUCCGUUUUAAAGUAACCAUGGUUAUGUCACCAACUCAACGGCCAGCUGGUGUCCUUGGAUUUUGGGCUAGCCUUAUGACUGCUCUUGGAAAUACUGAAAAUAUGCCGGUCCGGGUAAAUCAGAGAUUUCAGGAAAAUGUUUCGAUGAGACACAGUGUUCUAGUCAGUAAUGUUGUCUCAAAUAUCACAAAGGAUGUACUAAGUCAGCCACUGCAGCUUCUUUCUGGGGUUGAUAUUUUGGGAAAUGCAAGUAGUGCACUUGGACAUAUGAGCAAAGGGGUUGCUGCCUUAUCAAUGGAUAAGAAGUUCAUACAAAGUCGUCAAAGACAGGAUAACAAAGGUGUGGAGGACAUUGGCGAUGUCAUAAGAGAUGGUGGUGGGGCUUUAGCUAAAGGCAUAUUCCGUGGAGUCACUGGCAUUUUAACGAAGCCUCUUGAAGGAGCAAAAGCAUCUGGUGUUGAAGGCUUUGUACAGGGUGUCGGAAAAGGAAUAAUAGGUGCUGCAGCGCAACCUGUCAGUGGUGUUUUAGAUCUUUUGUCCAAAACUACAGAAGGCGCAAAUGCAAUGAGAAUGAAGAUUGCAGCAGCCAUUGCUUCUGAAGAUCAGCUACUACGCCGAAGACUACCCCGGGCUAUUGGUGGUGAUAAUUUGCUCAGGCCUUAUGAUGAGUACAAAGCAAAGGGCCAGGCGAUACUGCAAUUAGCGGAAUCUGGAUCGUUUUUGGUUGACAUGUUCAAGGUCCGUGGGAAAUUUGCUUUGACAGACGCCUACGAGGACCACUUUGCACUUCCGAAAGGCAGAAUUGUUAUGGUCACUCACCGAAGAGUUAUACUGCUUCAACAACCAUCCAACCUUAUUCAACAGAAAAAAUUCAACCCAGCCAGAGAUCCAUGCUCGGUGAUCUGGGACGUGGCAUGGGACAACUUAGUGACAAUGGAACUGACUCAUGGGAAGAAAGAUCAUCCCAUUGCUCCACCAUCACGCGUUCUUCUGUAUCUGCAUAGCAAAUCUGCUGACACAAGGGAUCAACACCGAAUUAUAAAGUGCAAUCGUGAUUCUAAUCAAGCAUUCGAGGUUUAUUCUGCAAUCGAGCUAGCAAGAUCAACCUACUUGCCAGACCUGUCAACGUUUUCAAAGAAAAGCAAGGUGACGAGACCCUACGCUCCAACAGUCGAACAUCCAAAUCUUAAAGGAGGGGGGUACAUAAUGUCACCACAGAUGCCUUCACCCGUAUCCUCAUAUUCAUCUCUCGGAUCACUGAACAGUGACUGAUACAACAAAAGUAGCUCAUCUACACAUUCUUGAUAGGCGAAGCGGAGCUGACAGAGAAUUCAGUAUUAAGAUGAGUCGCCUUACAGCUUGGUGAUGAGUGGAACCCCGCCGUGCUCCUAUAUAGAGACGAUCACAAAUUUUAAAGCAUGCAACGGUGAAAAUACGCUCGACGGAAGAAGAGGGUUCUCAAUCAGCAGCCAAUGCUUCCUGAGGUGAGCGAGGAUACAAAUAAUGCACAUACAGAGCGCAGUCUUGCUUUUGUAAGAGAAUGAACGUUAUUUCAGUCACAUAUCAAUAGUUUCAUGUAUUUUUAUUAUAGAAUCAUAUUACGUAUAUAUAUAUAUACAUACAUAUUUGUUUUUCUCCUUUUUUCAAUAGAUACUAUACAAGAUAGUGCUGCCCUUGUAUAUUUAGCGCUUAACGGAAGAAGGCACUGUAUCAUCUUUAUUUUGAGUACAUUGUUUCCCACUUUCUACACCAA
Salvia hispanica is the source of this 13338-nucleotide messenger RNA. RefSeq names its product calcium-dependent lipid-binding family protein. NCBI's taxonomy places the organism in Eukaryota, Viridiplantae, Streptophyta, Magnoliopsida, Lamiales, Lamiaceae. The record is from RefSeq and is a predicted model, not a curated record.